Messenger RNA from Pocillopora verrucosa, 721 nucleotides. NCBI's taxonomy places the organism in Eukaryota, Metazoa, Cnidaria, Anthozoa, Scleractinia, Pocilloporidae. The record is from RefSeq and is a predicted model, not a curated record.
GAGUUGGACUGUGACCUGGUUCUUCGUCGUUGGUUUCUUAAUCGACGUUGCAUUUGUUGAUGCACAGUGCAAACAAGAGAGAAACAUAGCUGGAAUGGCCCUGCGGGGAUUUGUUUUCAAAAAGUUUUCUGUAUCAGCCAUCCACGAGUGUGACAUCAGCUGCGAAAGAGAAAUCAGAUGUCAGAGUUAUAACUACGUAGUUGGAGAAAAGUCCUGUGAACUGAACAACCGGACCAAAGAGGCAAAACCUGAAAAUUUUCAACCAGACCUCGCUCGGUUUUACCACAUACGUUUUUUUGACAGGGCUCCUUUAGGAUCCGUACCAGAGAUGCCCGCAGAGUCGUGUCGGGAAAUAAAGAUGAGUGAAGGCAAAGCAGCCAUAAGCAGCAAAUAUUGGUUGGAUCCAAAUAGGAGUGGAAAGGCCGCUUUACUUUACUGUGACAUGGAAAUGGAAGCCUAUAUCGAUUCUGUUAUCCUAACGGCAAGUAGCUCCUUCGUACAUGAUUUGCAGCAGUUCCUUGAGCCCGUUAUUAGUGAUAAUAAGACUAGCAACUGGACAAGAUGUUACCAUGCGCUGUCACAUGGAUGGAAUACAACUCAAUUUCACAGCAGAUGCGACAACAAAGGGCCAACUGUCACCAUCGCACAAGUCGGAGAAUAUGUUUUUGGAGCAUACAUCAGUGUAUCGUGGACGAGUAAGUAUUUAAACCUUUACCUCUGA